CCCGGCCAAAGCGCACGAGAUGCGCAUUGAUGCCUGCGACCUCACCAUUCGGUUAUAUUUGCAGCAUUGAUGCGUGCAGCACUCAUGCUCCUAGUCCUGCGGAGGAGCAGCACCUUUGCACCACGCGGCACGCGUUUACUCGUCACGAGACGUGCGGCCAAGGAGCCCGCGGACGACGCAGUGGUCGCGGCCGGCGCGGCGCAACGACGAGAACGGCUGGACCGCGAACUCGCGGCGCUCGGCUUCGACGCUGAACGGCUGGAGGGCGACGCGGCGCUGCGAGGGAGUGCAGCACUCGCGACGUACCGCCGGUUCGUCAUCCCGAAGACGGCCAAGGGCCUCAGGGAUGCGCUGGCGCCGGCGCGCGCCGCGUCGGUGGCCGUCGACGUUGUUGGGUUGGCCCGGCAGCACCUUGCGGAGCAGGCGGCCUGGUUGCGGAACCGGGACCGGUCGCUGGAGGAGCGGCCGGAGCCGCCGCACGCGGACCUGGUUGUUGUUUUAGAUGGUCUGCGGAGCGGCGAGAACGUGGGUUCGGUGCUGCGGACGGUCGAGACGGCCGGCGCGGGGCGCGUGAUCUGCUGCGGGACGACGCCGGCGCCGCCUUCACCAUCUGUGCUGCGGGCGGCCAUGGGCUGCGCGGAUCUGGUGACCGUCGAGCGGGCGCCGUCGACGCUCGAGACCGUGUUGGAGUUGCGGCGGGAGGGCUUUUCGGUCUGGGCGUGCGAGACGACGGAACGCUCAGUUGUCCUGUUCGACACGCCGCCGCCGCGGCCCCUCGCCCUGAUCUUCGGCCACGAGGAGUUCGGAGUCUCGGUGGACGUCUUAGAGGCAUGCGACGCGGUCGUCGAGAUUCCCGUGUACGGCCUGAAGAAUAGUCUGAACGUCGCCAACGCCGUGGCGGUGGCUCUGUUUGAUGUUGUGCGGCGGUGGCGUAAGUAA
This is a messenger RNA of Pelagomonas calceolata, 939 nucleotides long. NCBI's taxonomy places the organism in Eukaryota, Pelagophyceae, Pelagomonadales, Pelagomonadaceae. The record is from the annotation of a GenBank genome assembly.